Messenger RNA from Drosophila innubila, 1769 nucleotides. It is a transcript of the gene Syt4, whose product is annotated as synaptotagmin-4. The transcript has 5 exons. Gene Ontology annotation, cellular component: synapse; membrane; axon. Gene Ontology annotation, molecular function: calcium ion binding; phosphatidylserine binding; calcium-dependent phospholipid binding. NCBI's taxonomy places the organism in Eukaryota, Metazoa, Arthropoda, Insecta, Diptera, Drosophilidae. Gene Ontology annotation, biological process: regulation of dopamine secretion; vesicle fusion; calcium-ion regulated exocytosis. Bases 228 to 1640 code for a protein of 470 amino acids. The record is from RefSeq and is a predicted model, not a curated record.
UUAACGAUUUGCAGCUCUAAGACGAGUUGGUUCAAUACACUUGAAAGGCAAAAUAAAGUGAAACUGCUGCGGAACUGCGUUGUACACAUUUUUCAGUCACAAUAAAAAAAAAACAUUUGCCAAAUAAUACAAACUACAAAAAUCUAAAGUUACAAGUUUUAAACAAAGAAGAACUUCGCAGAAGCCAAAACAACGUUGGGAACGGCUUAAGCCACAAGGCAUUUAAAAUGGCUGACGAGUAUAUGCCAGAUGUCAGCAUGAUGGACACAAUUGUGCCCGCGAUACUUGGCCUCACCGCGGCUGCAGUGUUGUCGACUGUGGCCUGUAUCUGUGCCAAGCAGAUGCGCAUACGGAACAAGAAGCAGAAUCAACAUGAUGCCUCGUUCCCAUUCCAACCGACAAGACGUCCGACUGCAGUUCGGUCACCGAGUGGACAACCGCCGCAUUAUCUGAAGAAGUCGCCAUCUCCGACUGGGGGCAAGCAGAUGGGAUUGCUCUCACCCAUGCAGGAUCAGUCGACAUCGCCGAUAGCACCGCAAAAUAUGAAAUACUCCGAGGAGGACGAGGCACCGUUGCCAACGCAAGCCCAACAGCAACAAUCUUCAAACAAACUGAAUGUUGUGGACAAUGGCAAGCAGCAUAAUCAUCAUCAUUCGCCAGUGGAGACAAUUGCCAAUGGAAAUGUGACCAUUACAUUGGACGAAUCCAUGGCCAACGGCAAGGAGUUGACUAUUUCGGAUCAAUAUGGCAAAUUGGGCACUAUUUACUUCAAGUUGCGUUAUUUGGCCGAGCGUAAUGCUCUCAUGGUAUCCAUCAUACGCUGCCGCGGAUUGCCCUGCAAGGGAGGAGUAAGUGGUACUGGGGACAUUCCCACUGGUAUGAAUGGACGCACCCAAGCUGCCACGGAUCCGUAUGUCAAGUUGCAACUGUUGCCGGACAAGCAGCAUAAGGUGAAGACCCGUGUGGUGCGGAACACUCGAAAUCCCGUCUAUGAUGAGGACUUCACCUUCUACGGCCUGAACAUGAACGAUCUGCAGAACAUGAGCUUGCACUUUGUUAUACUCAGCUUCGAUAGGUAUUCGCGUGAUGAUGUCAUCGGUGAGGUGGUCUGCCCCCUGUCCUCGAUUGAGAUUGGCGAUAUAUCGAAGGAAGCACUAUCCAUUAGCAAGGAGAUACAGCCACGUAGUUUGAAGAUUCGCGCCCAGGGACGUGGUGAAUUACUCAUCUCACUUUGCUGGCAGCCGGCAGCUGGACGUUUGACCGUUGUUUUGUUGAAGGCACGAAAUCUGCCACGAAUGGAUGUCACCGGCCUGGCUGAUCCCUAUGUCAAGAUCUAUUUGCUCUAUAAUGGCCAGCGUAUUGCCAAGAAGAAGACACACGUCAAGAAGCGCACUCUCAGUCCCGUAUUCAAUGAGAGUUUCGCCUUUGACAUUCCCGCUGCUGAGGGCACUGGCGCCAGCUUGGAGGGCGUCUCACUAGAGCUGAUGCUACUUGACUGGGAUCGUGUGACCAAGAAUGAGGUUAUCGGACGCUUGGAGCUGGGAGGACCGACCUCGAGCAGCACAGCAUUGAAUCACUGGAACGAGGUCUGCAAUUCGCCCCGUCGCCAAAUCGCCGAGUGGCACAAGCUGAAUGAGUAAUCGGUUAAUCCUUAUCAAAUUGGGGCAGCGACCCGGCGCUGGCGCCGCAAACCCAACAACAAUAGGCAACCAAAUUAAAUUUUAACUUUUCUUUAAUAGUUUUCUACUUUUUUAUAUUACGAAUUUUCA